AUGGUAGCUUUUAUUGCCAUGGGCCGCAAAGCUACUGCACAUUUUGAUAAAACAAUGAACAUAGACAAUUUAUUUCGCAACAGAAGAAAAAAAAAAAAAAGAAAAGAAGAAGAAGAGGAAGAUUUAGAUAAUUUUGAUUGUCUUCCAGGUGCUUUUCUUCUCAUCUUCAACAAAUUGCAAGAGACCAAAUCUCUUACCAAAUGCCUUUUGGUCUCAGAGCGUUUCUCUUUCCUUGUUCCCUUCAACACCAUUUUUAUCUCAAUCCCAUCUGUCCAACACCUCUUCAAACCAAACACUGCUUCAUAUGUGAAUACUUUGAGACUUCUUGUCAAUAACUUGUUCCUCAAACCACUCAAAUGUUUCCAUCAAAUUACGAAUCCGAAGUCAGCAGCAACAAGGUCAUUUUAUAGUUCAUAUUAUCAGCCAAAUGGGGUUUUGAACAAUUUCAAGGAGAUAAAAUCAUUGCAUUUAGAGCUUCCAUCACACGGAGAGGAGUUGGGAUCAGGUAGUGGAGCUUCUUUCCUUAAAUGGAAAGCAGCGCUUGAGAGCUACUUAAAGAGUUGCAUUAUUCUUGGAGCAACAUCUUUUGAAAGAAGCAACAAGUUUUCAUCAAGUUUUUGCUACCAACAAAAUGCGAGGGAGUGCAUAGAGGAAACAUUAACCGAUUAUGAGCUGAACCUACGAGUUAUAUGGACUAUACCUUGCUUGAUUUGUUCUUCAACAAGGCAUUAUUUAUUCAAGCAAAUUUUACUUGACCAUCCAAUUCCAAUGCUUCAUAGAGUGCAGAUUUCUGAUGCAUAUAAGAAAGGGAAGUUUUAUUUUGGAAAACAAGGGCUCGUUGACAUGAGGAAUUCCAUGAAUUCACAACAAGAAAUAUUGGAAUCAUCAUCAUUGGAGAGGACUCCGGCUCUAGAAUUAAGCAUAAGGCUGUGGUACUUGCCAAUGCUAUAGUUGCCGUAGUCAGGGUAUUUGACAAGAGGUGCAACCCCUUUCCUUAUCAGACCUGUUGAGGGGCCGAUUGAAAAGAAUAGGGGUAAUUUAUUGGUGGGAAGCUUGGAUUUGGAGGGAGAUGGGAAUGAAUUUAGUGAAGCUGUUAGGGAGAUGAUCGAAGUGAAGAAGAGUUAUUUGAUGAAAAUGAGUUCCUUUUGA
Durio zibethinus is the source of this 1149-nucleotide messenger RNA. Lineage: Eukaryota; Viridiplantae; Streptophyta; Magnoliopsida; Malvales; Malvaceae. The record is from RefSeq and is a predicted model, not a curated record.